Messenger RNA from Eimeria tenella, 1101 nucleotides. RefSeq lists its product as uncharacterized. The coding region runs from base 1 to 1101 and encodes 366 amino acids. The record is from RefSeq and is a predicted model, not a curated record. Lineage: Eukaryota; Apicomplexa; Conoidasida; Eucoccidiorida; Eimeriidae. The transcript has 7 exons.
AUGCAGAUCCGCGCUUCCUUCAAAAAGUGGCUUUACCAAGCCCGGUGGGCCUCCGAAGUUGAGCGAGUCAAGGAGGAAUGCACUAAACUUAUACCAGACAUACACGGUUUUCUGAACGGGGCUAUUAAUCCUCGUCUCCAGCUCCUUGAAGAGGGAGCAGCAGCAGAGGCUCGUAGAACAGAUCUAUUAGCCGACAAAAAUAAGGAAAUAUGGGCGCACCUGCAGUCAACAAUAGUAGGCCAGUUGCUUCACGUUAAAACCGCUAGACUAUCCUGUUUGGCAGUGGACCGCGCCACUGCACUUGAGCACAAGGCCAAAAAGGACACGGAAGCGCUGGAGAAGAUGGCUACAGAGCUUGAUAUGCACUCAAAUUUUCGACGAAAUGCUGAGGAGCGCGUACAAAACGCAGAAGGCACGGUUACCCAACUCUCCGAGCAACUAGCCCUUGUGGCAAGAGACGAUGAUGUUAAGAAUAUGAUGAAAGACAUACUGCUCAUAUGGACAGCUGUCAAACAGCUCGAUUCAGCAAAAGCUGACAGGAAAGAGGUCGAAAACCUGGGACUCGAAGAUACUGCUUUGGAGCAGCGGAUUUCAGACUUGUACUCAGACAUCAAGGAAAGCAAGAACAAACACGAAGAACUCGAGUUUAUGUUUGGACUCGUUGUCAGGCUACUUGAAGACAUUGCAAACAUCCAAUUCGCAAAAAUACAGACCCGCCCAGUCGCAAGUGGGAAAGCGGGGAAUGGGAGAAUCGAAACGCGACCAACUCUACGAGCAAGCCUAUGUCGAGCGCAAGAUAUUAGCAGCAGUGCCUCAAAGAUAAGCAUUGCUGCAUUACCUUUGGCAGAAGCAGGAGAUAAGACGGAGCGUGGGGGCGAUACUCAGUGUGCAACGGAGCCUCGAUUUAGGCCCGCCUACCAACCAGCUUCUGAAUGCAAAACACAAGCACAAUCGCAGGCGGCCCCUGACUGCAGGACCAAACAGGCAAUCCGGACCCCGACAGUGGCGGCAUUUGCCGAAUGGGUUAGUAAUAUUCAAAAGACGUUGAAGCAAGAAUGCAGCGCAUAUGAUAAUGGCGCCCACCUACUUGGAGGCCGUUAG